UGAAACCUUGAUCCUAUUUAAGAACAACAGCGUUUGCAGGGGAGAGAGACUUUGAGUGACUGGGCGAGGAAAAAUGAGUUCUAGCUAUUCGAUGAAAGCAGUUCCUAUUUUUCUCUUCUUCGUUCUUGCUUCGGCAUUAGUUUAUGCGAAGAAAACUGAUGAUGUAACGGAGCUGCAGAUUGGCGUGAAGCAUAAACCAACAUCAUGUGAUGUUCAGGCUCACAAAGGCGAUAGAGUCAAAGUACACUAUCGGGGAAAACUCACUGAUGGAACUGUUUUCGAUUCUAGCUUUGAAAGAAAUAAUCCGAUUGAAUUUGAGCUUGGUGGUGGUCAAGUGAUCAAAGGGUGGGACCAAGGAUUAUUGGGAAUGUGUCUGGGGGAGAAGCGGAAGCUGAAAAUACCAGCAAAACUUGGCUAUGGAGAGCAGGGUUCCCCACCCACUAUUCCAGGUGGGGCAACACUUAUAUUUGACACUGAGCUUGUGGGAGUGAACGAGAAAAGUUUAAGCGAAGAAAAAUCAAACUCCGAACUGUAGACAAAUCAAAAGAACCGGAAAACUAGACUUUUGACUAUCCCUCUUAGCUUAAGUUUUGUUCCUCAAUAAUGCAUGCUUUCAUCACCAAGGUUUCAGUGUUUAAUUCUCGUGCUAAUUUAGAAAGAUUUAGCUGGUGUACCCCUAUCAUUUGAAUACAUCUCUAUCUGGUAUUUAUUAACUAUGAAUAUUUCUUGAUAAGUUUCGUAGU
Molecule: messenger RNA, 743 nt
Organism: Gastrolobium bilobum
Lineage: Eukaryota; Viridiplantae; Streptophyta; Magnoliopsida; Fabales; Fabaceae
Product: FK506-binding protein 2
Exons: 6
Coding region: 74-535 (153 amino acids)
Biological process (GO): protein peptidyl-prolyl isomerization
Molecular function (GO): peptidyl-prolyl cis-trans isomerase activity
Source: RefSeq, a predicted model, not a curated record